UCAAGGCACAAAGUGGUAGUUAGUACAGAAAAAUGAGAUAAUGUACAAGCCAGUGAGUUUAGGCUGUCAAAAAGAUUGGCUACAUUUAAUAGGAGGGCCAUAGUACUGAAUGCAAUUUUCAUAUGCAGACAUGAAGAGAUCUACAUCUCAUUUUGUACCUUUCUUUUAAGUUGUUGCUGCCAUUUUCCAAAUUGUGUGUUUUUGAUAGAGAUGGGGAAGACAGGGAAAUGGCUUAGAAACUUAUUGACAGGGAAGAGAGAUAAAGAAAAAUACAGGGAAAAAUGUGCAACCAUUAGCCCAAUUGUUCUGUCAAAUGGUACAGAAAAUCCAAUCACUCCAAACUCAACAACACCAAAGGAGAAAAGAAGGUGGAGUUUCAGGAGAUCAUCAGCCACAGCUACAGCUUCCAAGGAACUGAAUUUUGCAGAAGCAAGUGCCACAGAUGCUCAGAAUGAGCAGAAGAAGCAUGCCACGGACGUGGUUGCCGCCACAGCUGCUGCUGCCGUGAUCCACUUAACUUCCAGUUCUAAUGAAAGAACUGGAAGCAUUGAAGAAGCUGCUGCCAUUAAAAUUCAAUCUGUGUUCAGGUCCUACUUGGCAAGAAAAGCAUUGUGUGCUCUUAGAGGGAUAGUGAAGUUGCAGGCACUGGUAAGGGGUUACUUGGUGAGAAAACAGGCCAGAGAUACAUUAAGGUGCAUGCAGGCUUUGGUCAUAGCCCAAGCUAGAGCUCAUGCUUCAAGGCUUCGAAUGGAAUCACAAGGGAAGCGAAAAACCUUAUUAGAGGAUAAUGUGUUCAGGCAUAUGUAUAAUGAACAUGAGAGAGGCAUGGAAGAGAACAUCAAGAUUGUGCAGAUGGAUGUUUGUGAUUCAAGAGGAAGAAACAGCACAUCAAAUCACGGAUACGGCCAUAGAUAUUCAACAUAUUAUUCACCAAAUGGUUAUGUUUAUUCAUACUUAAAAGAAGGAGGCAGCAACAAGGCAUCGCCAGCACCUUCAGCAAUGACAGAGUUCAGUCCAAGAGCAUGCAGUGGCCACUUUGAGGAUUGUGGAGCCUUCAACACAGCACAAAGCAGCCCUCAUUACUACUCAGCAGUUUCAAGAGAGGAGGAUUUGAAUCUUCCUUUUGCUUUUCCUAAACCAAACUAUGCAGCAGACUCCAUGUCCUAUGACUACCAAUUUUUCCCAAAUUACAUGGCUAACACUGAAUCAUCAAGGGCCAAAGCCAGAUCACACAGUGCACCAAGACAAAGGCCAGAUUCAUUCGAGAGGCAGCCAAGCCGGCAAAGAGCUUCGGUGGAGGGAAGAAGUGUCCCGAGGCCAAUGAGAAUGCAGAGGUCAUCUUCACAUGUUGGUCUCACUGCACAAAACUACCAAUAUCCUUGGUCAAUGAAGCUUGAUAGGUCAACUGUUUCCCUCAAAGACAGCGAGUGUGGCUCUACAACUUCAGUGCUCACAAACUCCAAUUACUGCAGAUCUCCUGCUGCAUAUAAUCCUCGUGGACAUAGGUACUGAAAUGGUGCAUUCCAAUACCGGUUUUGAAGGAGACCUUCUGCUUUUAAACUCGAGUGCAAAUAACAAAUCCAUUUGAUUGAUGUUCAGCUUUUGAAGUGUUUCUUUCUUAUUCUUCUGCAUGUUUAAACUUUUAACUAUUUCAAGUGUGUAUAAUUUUACCAGCAUCAAUUUUAGUUUCAGAUGUCUAUUCUAUUUCUGUAGAAAAUAGAGAUGACAAAAGUAACGCCCAAUAAUCUGGAAUUUGAUAUUCAAAACGAUAUCAACGCAUGACGGAGAAAGAAGCUACUUAAGAAGGCCAUAAUAUGUGUUAUGGCCACAAAUUUACUCUCCCAUAUAUAUUGCAAGAGAUACAAAGGAGAGAGGAAAAAGUAUCGAGAUACAAAGAGGAAAAUCAACAUGCGCGUGAUUCCGUUCGCCAAUUGUAGUUAGAAUAAUAGCAUCCUUGCCAUAUAUGGAUUUUGUUAAUUGGGAUACUUUAGAUCAAGCGAGUUUAGUUCACUGGAUAAUUUUCCCUGUAAAGAGAAUGCCAUUCUGCUUGCCAAUGAUCGACAAAGUUAAAAGAAAAUUCAACAAAACAUAACAAGUCAACAUCUUGGUAAGAAGGGGUAUACUAAAUAGAAUUGUUUAUCGCAUAUAUCCAUGUUAAAUUUUUUUCUUGUUAUUGUUCACACUUCAUUAACGACAAGCCAAAGGAACUGGUAACCAGAAACAUAGUAAGCCUACCGCGAAUCAAAACUGACAAGAUCUUUUCUCAAUUG
Molecule: messenger RNA, 2270 nt
Organism: Arachis duranensis
Lineage: Eukaryota; Viridiplantae; Streptophyta; Magnoliopsida; Fabales; Fabaceae
Product: protein IQ-DOMAIN 19-like
Exons: 4
Coding region: 211-1512 (433 amino acids)
Molecular function (GO): protein binding
Source: RefSeq, a predicted model, not a curated record